AUGGGUACUACGGGUAUCACGGCACUGCCCCUCUUCUCACUGUCAAAACCCACUGAUACUCCAACUGUAACCAAUACAAAUUGGGGUACUAUCGUCAUCUUCAACGGCGACAACUGGAAUGAGUUCUAUGAAUCAUGUCUAGGUGCAUUAGCUGCCGCUGAUGCUCUAGCUAUUAUUCAAGGAGAUGAAGAAGAACCAGAUGACCCCUUUGAUAUAUCUUAUAUCACAGAUCUUCGUAUCUACAAGAAAAAACGCGGAAACGCUAUCUCCAUCAUCAACUCUACAGUUAACUCUAGGAACUUUGUCAUCAACUCCAAUCAGUCACUUCAGGAAGCUAUGGUCACACUGACUAUUGCGGAGAAACCCUACACAGCGACAGCUAACUAUGCUGGAAGAGGUAAAGGAUGUGGUGGAAAUCGAGGCGGAUGUGGUUGUGGUGGAAAACGUAAUGGAUAUCGUGGAGGAUCCGGCGGAAAUGGAGGAGAUUCAGGUGAUUCUGCCUCAAGGUCAUUUUCAGAAGGAAAGGCUAGCCUUGCUGUAGGAGAUCAAUACAACGGUACUAUCUAUACUGGAGUUGCUAUGCGUGCCACUGAUUCAAAAGACAACACCUGGAUUCUUGACUCUGGAGUAUCCAAUCAUUUCACUGGAAUACUAGAAAAUCUUGAUCAUUUUCAGUAUUGGAAGGAGUCAAGAAAAUCAAAGGGUUCCUAUAUCUACCAGUACACUACUAUAUUCGAUAUAAUACAUCUAUUCCUCAACGAAGAAGGAGAAAGAAACCUUGACGAAACUUACACAGAACUAGUGCACUAUCAUCUUGGUCACCUUAAUUACAAUCAAAUGGACAAGCUUAAGAAGGCAUUGGUUGGCCUGAAAUUUGCUAAGAGAGUUAAAACGAAAGGACAAAGAGUGGAAAUCAGGAAAAUAGGAAUUCAGUUUAAACCUUUACCACCAGGGAAGCAUUCUAUAAACGGUGUAGCAGAGAAGAAGAUUCAAGACGUCAGUGCCAGGUCAAGGAAUCUGUUAGCACAAGCUGGAAUGCCUGAAAACUAA
Molecule: messenger RNA, 1050 nt
Organism: Sclerotinia borealis F-4128
Lineage: Eukaryota; Fungi; Ascomycota; Leotiomycetes; Helotiales; Sclerotiniaceae
Source: the annotation of a GenBank genome assembly